This is a messenger RNA of Entamoeba dispar SAW760, 516 nucleotides long. RefSeq lists its product as uncharacterized. Lineage: Eukaryota; Evosea; Mastigamoebida; Endamoebidae. Gene Ontology annotation, biological process: tubulin complex assembly; protein folding; microtubule-based process. Gene Ontology annotation, cellular component: cytoplasm; prefoldin complex. Gene Ontology annotation, molecular function: tubulin binding. Bases 1 to 516 code for a protein of 171 amino acids. The transcript has 3 exons. The record is from RefSeq and is a predicted model, not a curated record.
AUGGCAAAAGUCGUUGAAAUUGCUCCAACUAGUAUCUGUUGUCCAGUUAUACCUGACGUUAAAAAAUAUGUUCAAGAAAAAGGUGGAAUAGAACAAGCAAUACGAUCAAUUGAAGAUACUUACAAAAAUCUUAAAUUUUUCCUUGAUUUUGUUUCACAAAGAAAAACAACUUUAAUAGAGAAAGUUGAUGAAACAAAAUCAACUUUAAAAUAUGUUAUUUUACUUGAAGAAAAGACUAAUGACCAAGUUAAAACAAAAUUCGAAAUUUCUAAUGGAUUGUAUUUACCAGUUACUAUUAAUAAACCAAAAACUGUCAAUUUAUGGAUUGGAGCAAAUGUUAUGAUGGAAUAUUCAUUUGAUGAAGCAAAGAAAAUGCUUAAUGAAAAUAUUACAACAACACAAGGUCAUAUUGAAAAGUUAGAAAAUGAUAGAAAACAUCUUACUACAGAAAUUUCAAAGAUGGAAGACUUGAUUAAACAAAUUGUUGAUGCAAGUAUUGCUCUUCAAAAGAAAUAA